Daphnia pulicaria is the source of this 474-nucleotide messenger RNA. RefSeq names its product all-trans-retinol 13,14-reductase-like. The record is from RefSeq and is a predicted model, not a curated record. Lineage: Eukaryota; Metazoa; Arthropoda; Branchiopoda; Diplostraca; Daphniidae. The transcript has 4 exons. Bases 1 to 474 code for a protein of 157 amino acids.
AUGGACUGGACUUGGUUUUCAACUGCGCCAAAUGCGAUUGGAAUCACUGCAGCCGUUUUACUAUGUUACUGCGUAAAGAAAUUUGUCUUCACUUCCAGCCAGUGGAGGUCUCCUUUUGCUGAGGAUUCAAGGGCUCCUUUAACUCCGCUGGAAAUCGACCAAACUAAACGCGACGAAGUCUUAAAAAGAGCGUUUACUAAGCAGCUGGCCACUGAGAAGAAAUGGGACGCCAUAGUCAUAGGAUCCGGAAUAGGAGGGAUGUCCACUGCAGCGCUACUAAGCAAAGCCGGAAUGAAAGUGUUGGUUCUAGAAAAGCACUACAAAUGUGGCGGGGCCUGUCACACUUUCAAAGAGCAAGGCUACGAAUUCGACGUCGGAAUUCACUACGUGGGCAAUUUCAUCCGCCCAACCCUGGCUCGAACCCUUGUGGAACAAAUCACUGACGGGCAAAUCCAAUGGGCUCAACUAGGUUAG